CCUUGACUGCUUAAGCUGGCAUUAUCUACGUUUGUUGACAGAACACCGAACGUCAUCAAAACGUAUUUGCUCAGAUUCAAAUCUACAAACACUGGAGUCAUAUCUACAGUUCGUGAGUACCUUAGAUAAGAUAUCGCUUCUACCAUAGCUGUUCUUGACCCUUGACUAACAUAUAAUUUGUUUUUGAUCGUGGUGACCAGACCAGAUAAAGGGAAGAAACAUGUAGAUACGGAAAUGAUGACAUAUGUGUGUUAGGAGGCAAAGUUAGCUUUGUUUCAGUUGUACUCUCAAUCAUUUUGUGAAGUUAGUCAGAACUGCUUUUGCAACUUUUAUGAAUUGUUGAAUCAUACCUUAAAACUACGCUGACACUACUCCUUCAUUAUCAUCAUGAAAGCUGGGCUGGAUCACUGGGUCGACAUACUGGUUCUUGUUGUGUACUUUGUGUUGGUAUUACUCGUUGGACUCUGGUCAAUGUGCAGAAAGGAAAAGAAUACGGUCAAAGGCUAUUUCCUAGCAGGACGGUCCAUGCUAUGGUUUCCGAUUGGUGCCUCGCUGUUUUCCAGUAACAUUGGGAGUGAACAUUUUAUCGGUCUAGCAGGUAGUGGUGCGGCCUCUGGUAUUGGUGUCGUAGCAUUCGAAUGGGGGGCGGCCAUUUGUUUACCGUUACUGGGUUGGGUAUUCCUGCCUAUCUACCUGUCCUCCGGGCUGUUUACGAUACCUGAAUUUCUACAGAAACGAUUUGGUGGAAGCAGACUUAGAGUGUACUUGAGCUGUUUAGCCUUAUUUUUGUAUAUAUGUACGAAAAUAUCGGUUGACGUAUACGCCGGCUCUGUAUUUGUACAACAGGCGUUGGGGUGGAAUACUUAUGUAUCAAUAAUUGCCCUGCUGGCCGUCACCGCUGUAUAUACUAUAGCAGGUGGCUUGGCCGCGGUCAUAUUCACCGACACGUUACAGACUGUUAUCAUGUUAGGAGGGGCGGUAACUCUGUCAGUACUAGCCUUUAUAAAGGUGGGAGGGAUUAGUGGAUUGAUGUACAAGUACUUUGAAGCCAUUCCUGAGUCAGCUAGGACUGUUAAUAUCACCGGAAAUAUGACAUUCGGAAACACUUCCCACUCCUCAUGCGGGCUUCCUCGAGAUGAUGCGUUUCACAUUCUCCGUGAUCCCGUGAACUCUGACCUUCCUUGGCCAGGAGUCCUCAUCAGGUCAACGUUUGUGUCCACGUGGUAUUGGUGUGCGGAUCAGGUCAUUGUACAAAGAGUUCUGGCAGCCAAAAACAUUGCUCACGCGAGAGGUGCGACGAUCAUGGCGGGAUUUCUGAAGUUUCUACCACUGUUCCUCAUAAUUAUGCCGGGAAUGAUCAGUAGAGUGCUCUUCCCAGAAACCGUAGCUUGCAAUGAUGCUGAGACAUGUAUGGAAGUUUGCGAGAAUCCGGCAGGCUGUUCCAAUAUUGCUUACCCUCAACUUAUACUAGGACUGGCGCCUAUUGGCAUGCGUGGACUGAUGAUGUCUGUUAUGAUGGCGGCGUUGAUGAGCUCUCUGACGUCAGUGUUUAACAGUGCAGCUACUGUGUUUACGAUGGAUCUGUGGAGGAAGUUCCGUAAAGAGGCCGGAGAACGAGAGCUUCUUAUCGUUGGAAAGGUGUUUGUCAUUAUCUUGGUGGGUGUCAGUAUUGCAUGGAUUCCCCUGAUAGAGGCGGCGCAGCAGGGACAACUCUUUAUGUAUAUCCAGGCCGUCACCGGGUAUCUCGCCCCGCCCAUCUGCUCUGUUUUCCUCCUAGCCGUAUUCGUACCAAGAGUAAAUGAACAGGGAGCCUUCUGGGGAAUGCUGGUUGGCCAAGUGACGGGAAUAACACGGAUGAUCCUAGACUUUAUAUACCCUUCUCCUAAAUGUGGAGAAGUCGAUGAUCGGCCAGCAGUCAUAUCCAAAAUCCAUUUCACAUACUUUGCCGCUAUGGUCCUAGUCGAAACAGCUUUGGUUGUCAUUUUAGUUAGUCUCUGUACAAAGCGACAGCCGUCCGAACAGAUAAAAGGACUUACAUUUUGGACAACGGAACCUAUUGGGCCCUAUCGAAAACAAGCAGAGUAUGAAACAACAAUCUCAUCCAACGAGGACAUCAAGGAGACGCCAAUGGGUAACCGAACAUCCCUUGACCUCGACCAGUCUCAUGAAAUUCAUAAGAAUGGAAUAAUACAGAAAGAUAUUCCCACGGAACACGACAAUAGCACGAUGAAAACAUUAUUGAAACAAAAACUGUACAUCGAUAAAAAGACUAAUUACUUUUUGAAUCUAUGUGCUAUUCUUCUUAUAUGUGUGUUUGUUAUUUUAUAUGGAAUUUUCUACUAAAUGUUAUUUUUUCCUCUGAUAUAUUAUGCAAACUUUGUGCAUCCCCAUAACAUGUUUACAAUGUGUGUUUUAUGACACCUAAUGUGUGAAGAUUGUUGGUGACUAAAGUUUAUCUACAUUAGUUGCUGUCUGUAAUAUUCAGGGUUAAUAAAGA
This is a messenger RNA of Mizuhopecten yessoensis (Yesso scallop), 2497 nucleotides long. Its product is annotated as sodium/glucose cotransporter 4-like. Gene Ontology annotation, cellular component: plasma membrane. Gene Ontology annotation, biological process: transmembrane transport. The transcript has 15 exons. The coding region runs from base 388 to 2343 and encodes 651 amino acids. Gene Ontology annotation, molecular function: D-glucose:sodium symporter activity. Lineage: Eukaryota; Metazoa; Mollusca; Bivalvia; Pectinida; Pectinidae. The record is from RefSeq and is a predicted model, not a curated record.